This is a messenger RNA of Bipolaris oryzae ATCC 44560, 750 nucleotides long. RefSeq lists its product as uncharacterized. Lineage: Eukaryota; Fungi; Ascomycota; Dothideomycetes; Pleosporales; Pleosporaceae. Bases 1 to 750 code for a protein of 249 amino acids. The transcript is spliced from 2 exons. The record is from RefSeq and is a predicted model, not a curated record.
AUGAAAUACACCACCCCCUUCCUCUCCCUCCUCACAACUCUACCCACCGCCCUCGCCCUCUCCCCUGCCCCAGCAGACCCCCAGCGCAUCCUCCCUCCAAACUGGUCCUUCACCCUCUCCUCCUUCUUCGGCCCCGGCUGCCCCGACACCGCCAAAAACACCUCCUCCUCCUCCUCCUCCCCAAUCCGGCUUACGCGCCCCACCCACGGCACCAACACAAUCGACGGCUCAGAAAUUUACUACUGGUUCAUCGCCUACCCCUGGCUGCGCGUCGAUCUCGCCUCAGGGCCCCGACAUACCUGGUGCGAAGCCACCGUCUCGUACAAAGAGUUUGCGGAUGUGACCGGGAAGGACGAGGCGGAGAAGUACAGACUGAGGGUGCAUAAGAACGGGACGAAGGGGUUGCUGACGUAUAGGCUUGAUGAGGGAGUGAGGGUGUAUUGGGAUUUUGCGUAUUAUGAGGGGGAGGGGGUGGGGAGAAGGGAGGUUGCCGAUACGAUUGAUCUUACGGGCCCCUUGCAAUCCGGACAGCAUGCUCAAGAGCAUUAUUCGAAUAUUAGUUAUCCGCCGCAACUUAUUCCGCAGACGAAAUGUGGGAGUGGUCUUUUUACUUUUCGGACGGAGUUGUGGAUGAUGGGAGAGACGGGGCAGAUGGGGGUUGUGGAGAGCGAGUAUGAGGAUAGUGUGGAGUUGGGGAGGCAGUAUUAUGGGACGCAGCAGGGGUUUAGUUAUGAUUGGGAGAAGUGUUAG